AUGGAUGAGACACACACUCGGACAAAAAGGUCCCCAAGCGAAACCCAUGCCUGGAUUCUUGGCAGCGGGACUCCAUCUCUUGCAUCGGCAGUUUAUCUAGUACAGCGCGCCAAGCUGCCACCGGGAAAUGUGCACAUUUUGGAUUCACAUAUAUCCAUGGGCGCAGCAUUGCACGAUAUGGGUGACUCCAGCCAUGGGUACGAUCAGUUCGCAGGAUGUCUGCCAAUCCCAGCUGGAGCGCCUUUGAACGAGCUUCUGGGGUCUAUUCCCUCAGGGAGGGAUAGUGACCCUACAGUACUGGAAGAGAUCCAAAAGGCAGAAGCGAGUCAUAUGCCUGCAAAUCCGCACCACCGAACUAAAUUCAUUCUUCAAAAAACAAACAGCAAAGAAAAUUUGCAACUCAAUAAGCUGGGAUUGAGCAUCAAAAGCCGCGUGGAUCUAGCAUUGCUGAUGAUACGAAGUGAGAAACGCCUGGGCAGGAAUCAAAUUAGCGAUUUUAUGCCCAAAAAUUUCUUCGAAAGUAUGUUUUGGAUCACAUGGGCUGCCCAAUUUGGUUUUCAACCCUGGCACAGCGCCAUAGAAUUCAGACGGACUCUUCGUCAAUAUCUCAAACAAUACCCUCACCUGAGUAUCCUCAAAUGCAUGGAUAUUACUGGACAUUACCAGAACGAAUCUAUAUUUCGACCUAUAUACCUCUAUCUCUACAACUUAGGCGUGGACUUCCUCUUUGAUACCAAAGUCACGGAUAUCGUUGUCACCGCUGCCCGAGACGGCCGACAAAGGGUAUCUAGAUUAAGUCUUAUCGCCAAUGGAUUCCAGAUCACAAAGGAGAUAGAUACACAAGAUAUAGUUAUUAUGAUGCUGGGUUCCACCGUUUCAGGAUCAUCAAGCGGUACAAAUAGCCACCAUCCUGUUUCCAAGCCUAUUGAACCGGCCGACGAGCUUGAUGAGAAUUGGGCAUUAUGGCUAGAGCUAGAGACCAAUCAGCUCACAUUUGGCAACCCUUACAACUUUUGCACUCGCCUGAACGAAUCGAUUUUAGCUUCCUUCACAAUCACCACCGCAGACUCUUCCCUUUGGGAAUUUUUGGUUUCCAUAGCGGACCAUUCGGCGGCUGGAACAAUGAUAAUGCUACAGGAAAGCAAUUGGAAGCUUCGCCUUUGCAUACCUACGCAGCCCGUCUUCAGCCAACAACCAAGAGAUACCUACGUGAUCUGGGGCUUCAUGUUGUUCCCGAGACGCAAAGGGAAUUACGUCCAAAAAUUGAUGGAACAAUGUUCUGGUGCCGAGAUUCUCACAGAAGUGCUUGGACAUCUUGGAUACCCAACCUUGGUCCACCACACCAUGACCAUUCCUCGUCUCAUGCCACGGAUGACUUCCAUGUUACUCGUCCGCUCGAUGACCGACCGCCCUGAGAUCGUACCUGCAAAUUCAUUGAAUUUUGGCUUCAUUGGCCAGUUUGUCGAAAUUCCGCGGUACAGUUCCGUGGACAUCAGCUAUGGAAUUCGUACUGCGCAGGUAGCUACAUCGCGACUGAUGGGGAUUCCUUUGCCGAAAAAUGCGCAUGAUGACCUUGCCUCUACGCCUAUGAAUUUGCUAAGGCUUUUUUACUGGAAAUGA
This is a messenger RNA of Penicillium manginii, 1620 nucleotides long. RefSeq names its product oleate hydratase. Bases 1 to 1620 code for a protein of 539 amino acids. The transcript is spliced from 2 exons. Gene Ontology annotation, biological process: fatty acid metabolic process. The record is from RefSeq and is a predicted model, not a curated record. NCBI's taxonomy places the organism in Eukaryota, Fungi, Ascomycota, Eurotiomycetes, Eurotiales, Aspergillaceae. Gene Ontology annotation, molecular function: FAD binding; oleate hydratase activity.